AUGGAACAGUUCCUCUCCCUAGUCGGCAUGCAGGCCAUGAAACUCGCCGUAAGAUCGGGCAUCGUCUUCACAUCGUCCUACGCGCUGAAGCAGUACUCGCACCUUCUCACGACCGUAAGCGACGAGCAGCUGUCCGAUGAACUAAGAAAGCUCCAGGGUGACCUAGACUGUAAAAUCCAGAUCAUCACGCCAGCAAUCAACUUGAUCGAGCUCAGGUCAGGACAGGGGAAUAGCGCGCUCGAGUCGGCACUGGCACUCACGACGUCGAUUCAAAAGGAGAUUGCCCUGCUCGGCCGCAAAAUCGCCUCGCUGACCGCUCCCGAAACCAACCAGGCGACGAUCCGUCGGUUGAUGACGGAUGUCCAUGCACUCAUCGAUCGGAUCAACGGAAGCAUACCGCUUCUGCAGCUGGCCAUCUCGACGUCUGGUGAGAGCCUGUCGACGAGCCUGCCCGAUUCCGUCUCGCCUUCGCGGAUGCUCCAGGCCAGCGCCUUUCACAUGAUCGCCGACAGCCACUUCAUGACCAACCCGCGGACGACGGUGCAGGUCGGGCCCGAUUUCGUCGUCUCGGUGUACAUGAUAUUUAAAGGCUACUCGUACACGCAAGCUGGGGAAGCCUCCGGCCGCGCUGCUGCUCAGAGUCUCGAUCUGGACAACGUUAGGAAGCCCACCUGGCAAGAGGUCCUGCAUAAAGCCCGUCUACGGCUCCAUCGCACACUAUGCCCGUCGCAUCAGAAGCAGCAAAUUGGACUAAACACUCCCUCAGCGUACUCAUACCAGCUUGAAAUCGCAGAGGACAGAGACGACGGGAGGCUGCACGACACCCUAAGCAGCUCGGCGGAAUCCAGCGCGUCGGAUUUAAUACCACUCCCCGAAAUCACCAAGCUUCUGUACACGAAUUCCGCCGCCAUUCUCAACAUCAAAGAUGACUUGGAGGCCUGCGGCACCCCGAUACUAUUACUCAAAAGAGAAACGGCUUCGGCGGUCGAUGCAUGCAAGUCACCAAGACCCAACACGCCACCAGAGGACGACACGCAGCAUCACGUAGACUGUCAAAUUCUUGGCGAAUGCAGCGCAACGGAGGUCGGUGUCCGGGAUGGCGGCGAGCCGGAUACUGCCCCGGCGGCGCAAAGCUCUCAAUUCCCGUCCUAUCUUGAUCCUGAGUGGAUAGCUCUCGAAAUGUACCCAGGAAAUCUAUCCGACGACAACCAACCUGACCAGAGCGAUACAGAGUCUACGCAAACGGAGAGUGACGAAUCUGAACUGGGAAUUGAUGGCGAGGCCACGGAUAACGCAGUCUUGGACCAGCCAAGGCCACCAAACCCCGACCAGGACAGCGUUGAGUGUAACCAAGACACAUCGCAGUUUCAGUAUACGACAAUCAGCAGCGUCACUCAAAGCGCGCCGCCGCCAAACAACAGCCUCUUCAGCUCCGUCACGACAUCAUUGUCACUCCUUGAGCUCGUCAUCCGGUUGGCCGCGCUGCAAGAAACGCAGCAGCAGUCUCAUCUAUCGGUUCCCGAUCACGUUCUUACAUGCUUUUUAAGCGGGAACAGCGCAGCCAAAUGA
Cordyceps fumosorosea ARSEF 2679 is the source of this 1569-nucleotide messenger RNA. Its product is annotated as Ran GTP-binding protein. NCBI's taxonomy places the organism in Eukaryota, Fungi, Ascomycota, Sordariomycetes, Hypocreales, Cordycipitaceae. Bases 1 to 1569 code for a protein of 522 amino acids. Gene Ontology annotation, molecular function: GTPase regulator activity. Gene Ontology annotation, cellular component: cytoplasm; nucleus. The record is from RefSeq and is a predicted model, not a curated record. The transcript has 2 exons.